UUUCACGUAGAUUUGAUUAUGCAUAAUCAAUCAAACAUUCUCAUCCUCUCAUGUGUUUCGGCGCGUUUGACAUUUAUUUACAAGCGAUACAUUAGGUUCUUAUGGCGCUAACUUAGAAUAUCAAAAAGUAUAAUUUAUUGCGCUGUAAUUAUGUUAUAUGUACGAUAAAUAUAUGAAAAAAUAAUUGACACGAUCUCUUUGACAUUUCGUAAUUUUCAAUUUGAAGGGAACAUUACGUAAAAACAUUAUAAAGAAAAUAAUAUACAUUUUUACUUUUCCUCAUUAAAAUUAAACGGAUUAUAUAGCUACGCCAUUGCAAACUCAUCAAAUCAUUCUAUUUUUCUAUCCUUCUGCGCUUAUGCGAAUUAAAUAGACGAUUAGAAUACGAAAAGAAAUGGUUCUGCUCGUUUUCUUUCUUAUUAUUUGGAGAAACAAAAUAAUUCAUCCACAAUGAUCACCAUAUCGCUGCAUUCCUCGGAGCACUAUUUAAACGCCACCGUCGAUCCGCAAAUCGCAGAAUAGUCUCCAACUAUCGUUUGUACGGUUUCUGAGCCUUCUACAAGUCUUCUAAAAGUAAGAGAAGAUUUUUUGACAAUAUGAAGCCGCUCGUUGUUCUGAUUAUUCUUUUUGCAUUGAGCGCUGGGCAAGUACAGCGAUUGUCAUCCUCUUACAAGAACGGCGUCAAGUGGGAAUUCGGCACUAACAUCUUUCAUGGUGAUAUAUUGGCCCGCUCUAAUAUUGAUCAAGCUCCAACGAUAUCUAGCCUUUAUAAGAACAAACCGAUUGUGCCAAUAAUUAGAAAAGAGCCAGUUGUAGCGACGGUUUAUAAGAAAAUGCCUGUGAUAUCGGACAUCUACCAGAAAAAAAUCGUCCUUCCAACUGUUCUCAAGCAAGAGCCCCUCGUACAGAACAUUCGCAAGCAACAAUCGACUGUUUUCAAGGCGCACUCAGUAGCGUCAAAUAUUUACAAGGGCGUUUACAAGCAACAGGCUGCAGUGCCAAUUGUUCGCAAGGAGCAAUCGAUUGUAUCCAACAUUUACAAAAGCCAACCAAUCAGACCAGUUGUACACCAUCAGCAGCAAUCGCUGCAGCACUUCGUCGUUCCCGGGAUUUUACCGGCCGACUCAGAGAAGAAGCUGAAGCAUCACGUAUGGAAUUAUCAAUACAAUCCUCAUCACUUGAUUGCUCCUGGCAAUGUGCAUGUAGUUUCACAUAACUAG
This is a messenger RNA of Formica exsecta, 1220 nucleotides long. RefSeq lists its product as uncharacterized. Bases 597 to 1220 code for a protein of 207 amino acids. Lineage: Eukaryota; Metazoa; Arthropoda; Insecta; Hymenoptera; Formicidae. The record is from RefSeq and is a predicted model, not a curated record. The transcript has a single exon.